AUGACUGUCUUUGACAUCAGUCUACGAUACAGCGAUGAUACGGCGAUGUCAGCCAUCAGCGCAAGGCCGGCACCAACAGCUGAGGCCGGGGGAGAUUGGAGCACGUGUGCUCACCCCAAAGGCAUCUUCCUUUCAUCUGCAUGCAUCACUGUGGUCCCCUUGGACAAUACUGAUAAGAAGGGCCUCCAGGUGGGCAUCCAGCUGCCAGGCAGUGUACAGACGGGGCCUCAGCAGCAGAACCAGCAGCUCCUCUUGACCCCAGCCAGCCUCCAACUUGCUCAGCUCCAGGCCCAGCUUGCCCUCCAUCGCCUCAAACUGGCUCAGGGAGGCAAUACAGCCACUGCUGCCACUGUUCUCAAUCAGGUUCUUUCCAAUGUCAACAUGUCCCAGCCCCUGUUCAAUCAGCUAAGGACAUCAUCCAUGGUUGGGAAUCCACAGGGUGCCUUCCCCACAGGGGUGCUGGGUUUCCCAUCUUCAAAUUCAGCCUUGGGGGCCUUGGUGGGUGGUGGAUUCAGCCAAACCCCAGGGAAUGUGAGACUGAACCAUCCUUGUGGAGGGGGCACAAUGGGCCAAGAGGGCGAGGAAUUUGGUAAAAAAUCAGGAUCAACUUUCCCUUCUGAUACCGACCGGCGUCUUCAGUACAACUUUAGUGGAGGGACGUCUGCAGCAUCAGCCACUGCUAGGGAUGGACAGUACUCAGUGAUUAACACUCAGGCAAAGAACAUGACCAAUGUUGGUUUUCACAGAGAUUUCUAUGGGCAGGAUCUGCAAGGGCAACAAGCUGGGUUUAAUGUCAAUGAGCAGAAAAUGAAUGUCUAUAACUCCACUGGCCAUAAGGAGCAGUGGAAGGGCCAUGCUAACUUGACUCACACUGGAAAGGUGGAUAUGGCUUCUAAUCCUACCGUCUGGGCAGCAGCUGGACAGUCAGUUCGGUCCAGAACUGAAUUGUAUAACCCAGAAGAGCCAACCUCUGACCCCAAGUUAAUUUGCAGUACUGUGGUUUCCUCAUUUGGUUCAAGUGGCAAGCAGGGGUUUGGAGGCUACCAGCCUCUUCAUGGAAGUGAGGAAGCCUUAUCUUCAGGUACCAGGAUACUUCAACCUUAUCAAGUCAAUGAUUUCCACGCAGUGACACCCACUCAACUGCCACACCAGUGUAGCAUCUGUGACAAGAAGGUCUACAACCUUAAGGACUGGGACCAGCAUGUGAAGGGAAAACUACACCUGCAGAAUCGAACUUUGUAUACAGCUGAAAGCUCAGCGGUGGUAUCAGCUGGAGCUGUUCACUAUGCCGUCGGCAGGCCUUCUGAUGGCGGUCUGAACACUGCGGGAACGAACACCAUGGCCUGUUCUGCUGCAAGUCAAGAUGUAUCCUCAGGAUCCAGUACGACAUACUUGCCAGCUACAGCCAUGAAGACUUAUCCCAUGUCAGACACAGGAUUUCCCUCACACCAGCCAGAGUCAAAGCCAUUUCCUCCCAGAAAAGCCACCGCAGGUCGAGUCGUUCACAUCUGCAACCUCCCUGAAGGCAGCUGCACAGAGAAUGACGUAAUCAACCUGGGGCUACCCUUCGGCAAAGUCACCAACUACAUUUUAAUGCGCUCUACCCAUCAGGCGUUUCUGGAGAUGGCGUACAUGGAGGCAGCUCAGGCCAUGGUUCAAUACUACCAGCUGACUCCAGCUAUGAUCAACAAUCAGAAACUUCUCAUACGAAUGUCUAAGAGGUACAAGGAGCUGCAACUCAAGAAACCAGGUAAAGAUGUUCAGUCAAUCAUCCAGGAUAUUACCUCACAGCGGGGGAGGGAUGAAAUGCAGGAAGUUGAACACUACAUGCCAGAGAGAGCUCGAUCUCGCAGCCCAAUCAGCCGCUCUCUGAGUCCUCAUUCCCACAGUCCCAGUUUCACAUCAUGCAGUUCAGCCCACAGUCCUCAAGGUGCACCAUGCAGGGGUCCAGAGAGAGGCAGCAAUGGCCUGGGCCCCCAUCGGAGCUCCUGGGAUUGGCCGAGGGAGCGAGAUGACCCGUGGAGGAAUGGGAGCAGCGUAGAUGAUGAUCGGCCAAACGGACGGACGUCUGACCGUCGGAAGACCUACCAGAAACCCUUGGAUCAUCUCAGCCUGAGAUCUGCGGAUGAGCGAGGAGGAGGAGGAGGUGAAGGGAUGAAGGGCAGCAGAGACUGGCACCCACGAGGAAGCCCUCAAGGCUUCAACUCAUACAGGAAGAUGGAAGAUGAGUUCUACAUGGAACAAGCGUACAAGUCCGACAAGCCGCCAAGGCCUCCGUACCAACGGCACGAAACAAAGUCAAAGAGGAGGGACGGUGGCGACUACCACAGUAGAUCAAGACAUUCUGAGUUUGAGAUGACUGAGGAUUCACUUUGUAGAACAGCAGAAGACAAGAGGCAGAGUUCACCAGGCAGAAGCAGGAGCAAGAGAAGCAGCAGGAGGCACACAACUGCAGAGAAACAUGAGAGAGAAAAUGCUACUGAAAAUACUGAUCGCCAUUCAAAAGAAAAAUCUAUUUCACCUCAGCAAAGCAAUAAGCCAAAAGAAGCUACUGAAUGUUGUAAAGACACUGAGAAGGAGUGGGAAAGUGCAGAAGACACGGAUGAAGAGUGCUGGUAUCCUAAGAACAUGGAGGAACUAGUGACUGUUGAUGAAGUGGGAGAAGAAGAUGAUUCCAUUAUUGAGCCAGACCUUUCUGAGCUGGAGGAGUUUGCAUCCGGUCCUAAAGAGUCUGCGGUGGUCGAAUCAGUGGAGGAGCACGUAUUGUCAUCUGCAUCUUCUUUGGAGGUGCAGCAGACGUCGAAUGAGAAAUCAAAAGAGGAAGAGUCUUGUUUGAAUAUUGGAGAUCAGGCAGCAACAACAACUGAGAAAGCAGAGAAUGUUUCAACGGCAACCAGUCCUGAAGAGCAGAAAACCAGUCCAGUGGCUUCUGAGCUAGCGGUCACUAACCUGAGUGAAUUCCCCACUGAGGAGUUUAAGGCAGCACUGGAAGAAACAUGCACAGAGGACAGUAAAGUAACAAACAAUGGGCCACCAGAAGAGCCAGUGGAAAAUCACAUUUGUGAAUCAGAGGACAGUAAAACCCAGGAAGUAGCAUCGGUCAUGGAGACCAUCAAUAAUGUCCAACACAAGGAUGGCCUUCUUAAAAAAGAGAUUGAGGCCCCAUCGCCAUCGCGUGAACAAGACAAAGCUGUCAGUGAACACAGCAUCCCUUUGGGAGUGGAGUUCAUUGUGCCAAGGACCGGCUUCUACUGUAAACUCUGCGGCCUGUUCUAUACCAGCGAGGAAACUGCAAAGACAUCUCACUGCCGCAGCACUGUGCACUACAGGAACCUGCAGAAAUACUUGUCUCAGCUGGCAGAGGAAAGUCUGUCAGGCGCACUCACUGACCCUUCAGCUGCACAGUGACAGCAGCUUGACCUCUCACCUCUUGCACAGUGAACAGAAGAAGGAGUUGCGUACGUGUGCAGUUUGUGCAAAGCUAUGGACAACUACAGCAUGGAUAAUGUGACACAUUAAAACUACAAUAUUGUCAACAGUUGCAAUGGUUUUAGUAUUUGUGGGAGAGUGAGGCUUGAAGGUCUUGAAUAGCGCUGACAAUCUCAGACACAGAGGAUCUCACUUUUGUACAUACCUGAAGUGAAAUGUAUAAUUUUCUUACAGUUUUGUUUUAUUUGGAUUGUGUGAGAUAAAAAUAAUUACCUAUUUUAUUGAAUUGAAAAUGCAAUAUGCAUUGAAAGUUCCUAAAAAGACAGUCUUUUACAACAUGGGCUUAUAAUAGUCUGUUUGCUGAAUUCAAAUCAAUUCACAUUAUUCAAACAACAGAUAUGCACUUACAGCUGCAAAAUGACUUGAAAUAUAUGUUAAGGAAUGUUUUCACAGUGGCCCUGAGAGCACAAUGAGCUGCAACAUAAGAAAACAUGAAUAAAUAAAAACAAUAGAUGCACAUUUGUAGCACUUCUCAGUAUUUGGUAGCGUUUUCUAACUUUGCAGAUUUCUUUUAAAUGCUGUGCCAAUUGCCAGAUUUGUGAAGAUGUUUUCUCGGUUUGCUCGUGUUUUAUCUACUAGUAUUUUGCUGCAGCACAUUUAGAUCUCAGGGCCACUGUAUUUAUUCUCAGUUUAAAAACUGAAGCAGAUUCUCAGGUUCGUUGUGCGCUUUGAACAGAUUUCAGGGUAUUGAACAUUUACAUUUUCAUUUAUGUCUGGGGUUUUUAAAGUUAGGCUGUUUUCUUUCAUAGUGUACGUGUUUGUGCACUGCAAUAUCUCUCUGUCAGGUAAGAAUGUACAUCAUGGAGAAUAAUAAUGAUGCAACUAUGCAAAAGAUUUUUAUUUAUUAUGUUGGAUUUAAUUCAUAAGGCAAUCCCAGUCGUAUUUGUGAUCAUAUGUAAUGCCUUAAAUAUCAAAGACCUUAAACUGGACCAUGUGUUUUAUUUAUCAGUUAAACAUGAAGUGUUUCUGGUUCUGGAUUAUCAAGCCAGACUCUGUUUUUGUAUACUGUGAAUACUGAUCCUGUGACUUCGGUGAUAGUGUUGUCUUUCUUGACAAACUUUUCAUAUGAUUUUUGAUGCAAAAGACUUGAAUAAACAUUAUAAAUGU
Acanthochromis polyacanthus (spiny chromis) is the source of this 4596-nucleotide messenger RNA. RefSeq names its product RNA binding motif protein 20 (gene rbm20). The transcript is spliced from 15 exons. Gene Ontology annotation, biological process: regulation of RNA splicing. Gene Ontology annotation, molecular function: mRNA binding; zinc ion binding. The record is from RefSeq and is a predicted model, not a curated record. Bases 1 to 3408 code for a protein of 1135 amino acids. Lineage: Eukaryota; Metazoa; Chordata; Actinopteri; Pomacentridae. Gene Ontology annotation, cellular component: nucleus.